Molecule: messenger RNA, 3054 nt
Organism: Thermothielavioides terrestris NRRL 8126
Lineage: Eukaryota; Fungi; Ascomycota; Sordariomycetes; Sordariales; Chaetomiaceae
Product: carbohydrate-binding module family 48 protein
Exons: 3
Coding region: 124-2361 (745 amino acids)
Biological process (GO): signal transduction
Cellular component (GO): nucleotide-activated protein kinase complex; cytoplasm; nucleus
Molecular function (GO): protein kinase binding
Source: RefSeq, a predicted model, not a curated record
UCACAGCUUCUCCUCGCUUGAUUCCGUCGACUCCGUCCACCAGAGACCGACUGAGCUUCGCACCACCUGGGGAGCCAAUUUGAUAACAAGCGCACCACAGUCCCGAUAACGCCCACCGAAACCAUGCUCAGUUUCACCUUCCAAUGGCCUCAUGAUGCCGAAGAGGUUUACGUGACUGGCACCUUCGACAAUUGGACCAAAAGCUACGAGCUCGACAAGGUUGGCCAGGUGUUCCAGAAGACCGUGACAUUCCCGGAAUCGUCCGGCAAGAUAUACUACAAGUUCGUUGUCGACGGCAACUGGACCACUGACCCCGCUGCGCCGCAAGAAAAGGACCAGGACGGCAACGAGAACAACGUCCUACUACCCGAACAAAUGGAGAAGCUCGAAGAAGCCUCCCAGGCGGCGGCCAUCAACAACCUUGUCCCGGAGUCCACCACGGCCCAAUUGGCCGGCGCAGUCCCUCUGGAGGACAACAAAGAGCACCAAAAGGAGGAGACGCAGGAUGGAAAGGAGCACGCGGGGCAAGAAGCUACCUCCGGCGCGGCCAUUCUCAGCUCCGCCGCCCCCGACUCGACCACGGCUCAAUUGGCUGCUGCCGUGCCCCUGGAGGAGAGGAAGGGCGAUGCCCCUGCCCCGGGCGGCUAUCCUGAGACGCCAGCGACCGAGCUCGACAAGGAGGUGAAGGUCGAGCCGCUUCCCGCUGCCGAGGGUGCGGUCAACCCAGUCAAGCUCGCGCCUGGCGAAGAGGUCAUCAAAGACAUCAAUGCCGGCGCUGUCGACAGCCAUGUCACUCUUGACAAGGAGUCGUACGAAAAGAGCGACCGCAUCCCCGGCGUCGAAACAACGCUUCCCGUCGUUGGUGCCAAUGAUGUCACCAUCAACACUGUCGUGCCCGAAGCGACCACUGCCGCACUCGCCGGCCAGGUUCCCUUGGAGGAGGCGAAGGUGCCCGAGAUCGUCAGGCAGAGCCAGCUGGAGGCCAAUGUUGAGCCAGAGGCAAGCGCUAUCAGCGAGGAGGUGAAGGAGAAAGCUGCCGUCGAGCAGGAGCUCCUGGAGAAGGUGCCCGAAGCCCCCUCAACAUCUGAGGGGACUGCUGGCCAGGACGCCGAGAAGUCAGGGACCGACCAGACGGGGGCCGAAAAGGUGCUUGCUGCGGCUACUUCGGCCGGCGAGGUGGCAUUGGGUGCUGCGAUCGUAGCCGGCAGUGCUGCCGCGGAUGCGGCAAUCAAGGCCAGCGAUGCUGCCACCGGGGCUGUAACCAAGGCGGGCGAGGCUGCGGCGGAUCUCACGGCCAAGGCGGGCGAGACUGCGGCGGAUCUCACAGCAAAGGCUACAACUGCCGCCUCCGAUGCGGCAACCCACCUGUCCGAGGCUGUCAAGGGAGUCACGCCGGGCAUGCACGACAUCACCAAAGAGGAAACGCAGGCCGCCGCUGUCGAAAGCGUGAGCUCAGAAGUUCCGGCUGAGGUCAAGGAAUCCAUGAAGGAGGCCGGCGCGAGCCCGGAAGCCGCUGCUAACACGGCUGCUGUCGAGGAGAAACAGGAAUACGAGGCCGAGCUUCUGGAGAAAGUGAAGCCUGCAGCGGCGGUUGGCGAAUCGUCCACCGAGGAUGCGGAACAGACCAAGGCCGCCGAGGAGAGCAAACCUGGCGAGGAGACGAAGCAGGCUGAGACUUUUCCCAAGCCUAUCGAGGAACCGGCACCUGCCGAGGCGCCUCAAGCCGAGACAACACCUAAGCCAGUGGAGGAGGGGAAGGCCCAGACCGUAGAGCCGCCUGAGCCUGUGGUUGCCGUCAAGACCGUGGACGAGGCCAAGCCUGCGGAGGCGGCGGCUCCCGCUGAGGAGGCGAAACCUACCGAGGAGGUCAAGGCCGCGGAGGAGACUAAGCCUGCGGAGGAGACCAAGCCGGCGGAGGAGAUCAAGCCGGCGGAGGAGACUAAGCCUGCGGAGGAGACCAAGCCGGCGGAGGAGACCAAGCCGGCGGAGGAGACCAAGCCGGCGGAGGAGACCAAGCCGGCGGAGGAGACCAAGCCGGCGGAGGAGACCAAGCCGGCGGAGGAAACCAAGCCUGCGGAGGAGGCCAAGCCUGUGGAGGAAACCAAACCUGCGGAGGAGACCAAGGCGGCUGAGGAGCCUCAGCCUGUCGUCGAGCAUCCCGAGUCGACUGAGCAAACCGCAUCGGCAGAAGCUGCUAAGGCAGUCGAAACGCAACCGGCCACUAACGGUGCCGCCGCGGGCACCGCCGUGGCGCCUACGAGCACGGACAAAGCAGCCGUCGAUGGGCCGGCCGCCUCCGAAAAGAAGAAGAAACACCGGAUUAGCGGCUUCUUCAGCAAGCUGAAGAACAGGUUCGCCUAAGCUAGGAUGUUCUAUCCUUAGGCGCCUGUUGUGUAUUAGUACGUCGGAAAGUUGGCUUCUCCCAUUUAGCGGCACGAUGAAGCGCACGGGAUGGAGUCUGAUGAAGGAUGAUGAUGUUUUGCCGUCACGUUGUCUUGUCACCCCUUAUGCUGGGAGGCUUGCCUACGGUUCAUUUCAACUCGGUCACUUAUUUGUUGGGAGGCAGAAUUUGGUUGUGGGGAGGUGCGAGUCGUUGCGAAAUCCAGCCCCCAUCAUCACAGUUUGCGUUUUUCCGUAUAGGGGCUUUGUUUAUUGUCAGUGUUUUGCUGGCUUCAGUUCCUAUUCGCGGAGUCUAAUAAUCCAUACGCUCUCGCUAAGUUGGGUUGUUUUGGACGCGCUCAUAGGGUGAGGUUAAUUGACCAAGAUCACGUUGAUGUUUUGUGUCUGGGUUGCAAUAGCUGGCUCGAAGACUUGGAUGGAGCUAUCUGACCUACUUCAGUCGGGAUACAUGUGAAGCAUUCACUUCAAUUUGGGUCACGAAGAGCUCGUUCGCCGGCGUGGCGAGCUCCGUCGCUCUCCGUGGCGGGCAUGUUCUUAAAACUCGGGUGUUUUGGGGGUCGGUGCUACCGUGCACGUUUGCUAACUUAGCAGCCACUGAGUCAGCUGAUCAAAUGCAUGACGGACUUGCUCCGCCAGUGGUGCGCUCCAUGCCGG